CCCAAAGAUUUCUAAGUGGUGACAAAACUGAUGUCAUAAUUCAACUUCUUGAGAGUUCUAAUAUGCUAUCUUAUAGUAAAUUUUGUUUGGUUCUUUAACUAGCUGGGAAAAAAUAUCACUUCAUGUUUUCUUUUUCUUCUGUUACUUAGCUAUACUGUUCUUAUUCACACUAAGGAUUGCAGAUAAAAUUUUGGUGAGAAGCAGAGUGGGGACCAAUGUCUCUGAAUUUUUCUCGUGAUCUGAUAUGCAGCUAAAGCAUCGCACAGCUGUGCACUCAGUAUAAUAACCAAUAAAACCAAAAAUGAAGAAAGCUUCCAAAAUAGCUCAUUUUUUAAAGCACUCAUCAUCUCAAUCCUGUGAAUUUGCUUUUAUCAGUUCCUUCUAAAGUCUUCUAAGUGAUAAAGCUAAAACUACCUAAACAAUGCACAUAUAAAUUCACCUCUUCUUCACUUCAUCCCACCAAAACAUGGAUUUCAGACUCUUCAUUCUUGCUCUUCUUCUACUACUACAGGCUUUUGCAGAAGCUUCCUCCAACAGCACCGGAGUGGCCAGUUUUCUUCAAAAUACAUAUGGAGGAAGUAAGAAUGUGGAUCUCAAGAACAAACAUUUCCAUCUCCACAAAAUCAAUUGCAAGUAUGAAUGUUCUCGAAGAUGCAGCAAAGCAUUGAAAAGAAAGAGAUGCAAAAGAGCAUGUAAGUCAUGUUGUGAGAGAUGUGGGUGUGUGCCACCUGGGACCUAUGGCCAUAAAAAUCUUUGUCCUUGUUAUGCACGCCUCAAGACUCACGGGAAUAAGCCUAAGUGCCCUUAAAAUUAUUUCGAAUUCAUUUCAAUGUUUAUGAUCGAUUCAGUGUAUUUCGAAUAAAAUGUCGCAGUAGUUUACUGUUCUGUAAUUUCGUUCUGUCUUUUGUGACAGAUUUCUUUUGUUUCUUUUCUGUUUUUCGUUAUAUAUAUAAACAAGAAAAUUGGUUAUUCCGUCAACUUUUACCUUGCAUUA
Messenger RNA from Vigna unguiculata (cowpea), 994 nucleotides. Its product is annotated as gibberellin-regulated protein 9-like. The record is from RefSeq and is a predicted model, not a curated record. Lineage: Eukaryota; Viridiplantae; Streptophyta; Magnoliopsida; Fabales; Fabaceae.